CAAGGACGGGAGGAGGCAGCGCCACCACACCAAACCAAGUCCUCACCUCUCUCUCUACGAUGCCUCCGCGCUUACGUGCCACGGCGGCGAGGCUUCUCGUGCUCCUCGCGUGCGCGUGCGCGGUGUUCGUCCCGCCGUGCCGCUGUGCCAGCGACCAGGGCGAGGCGCUGCUGCGAUGGAAGGCGUCGCUGACGAACGGGACGCGCGGCGGCGGGGGUGGCGGAGCGUUGGACUCGUGGAGGGCGUCGGACGCGAGCCCGUGCCGGUGGCUCGGCGUGUCGUGCGACGCGCGCGGGGACGUCGUGGCGGUGAGCAUCAAGUCGGUCGACCUUGGCGGCGCGCUUCCGGCGGUGAGCUUGCUGCCGCUGGCCAGGUCGCUGAAGACGCUGGUGCUCUCCGGCACCAACCUCACCGGCGUGAUCCCGAAGGAGCUCGGCGACCUCGCCGAGUUGAACACACUUGACCUCACCAAGAACCAGCUCUCCGGCGCGAUCCCGGAAGAGCUGUGUCGGCUGAGGAAGCUCCAGUCGCUGGCGCUCAACAGCAACUCGCUGCGGGGCGCCAUCCCCGACGGCAUUGGCAACCUCACCAGCUUGACGUCCCUGACGCUCUACGACAACGAGCUGAGCGGCACCAUCCCGGCGAGCAUCGGCAACCUGAAGAAGCUGCAGGUGCUCCGCGCCGGCGGGAACCAGGCGCUGAAGGGCCCGCUGCCGCCGGAGAUCGGCGGUUGCAGCGACCUCACAAUGCUCGGCCUCGCCGAGACCGGCCUCUCCGGCAGCCUCCCGGAGACGAUCGGCAACCUCAAGAAGAUUCAGACCAUCGCCAUCUACACCGCGAUGCUCACCGGCUCGAUCCCGGAGAGCAUCGGCAACUGCACCGAGCUCACCAGCCUGUACCUGUACCAGAACACCCUCUCCGGCGGUAUCCCGCCGCAGCUCGGCCAGCUGCGCAAGCUGCAGACUGUGCUCCUAUGGCAGAACCAGCUCGUCGGCACGAUCCCGCCGGAGAUCGGCAACUGCAAGGAGCUCGUGCUCAUCGACCUGUCGCUGAACGAGCUCACCGGCCCCAUCCCGAGAAGCUUCGGCAGCUUGCCGAACCUGCAGCAGCUGCAGCUCAGCACCAACAAGCUCACCGGCGUCAUCCCGCCGGAGCUCUCGAACUGCACAUCGCUGACCGACAUCGAAGUGGACAACAACCAGCUCACCGGCGUGAUCGGCAUCGACUUCCUGAGGCUGCGCAACCUGACGCUGUUCUAUGCGUGGCAGAACCAGCUCACCGGCGGCGUGCCGGCGAGCCUUGCACAGUGCGAGAGCUUGCAGUCGCUGGACCUCUCGUACAACAACCUCACCGGCCCCGUCCCGAGGGAGCUGUUCGCGCUGCAGAACCUCACCAAGAUUCUCCUGCUCAGCAACGAUCUCUCCGGUUUCAUCCCGCCGGAGAUUGGGAACUGCACCAAUCUCUACCGGCUCCGGCUGAACGAAAACCGGCUGUCGGGCACGAUCCCGGCGGAGAUCGGCAACCUGAAGAACCUCAAUUUCCUUGACCUCGGCAACAACCGCCUCACCGGCCCGGUGCCGGUGGCGCUGUCCGGCUGCGACAACCUCGAGUUCAUGGACCUGCACUCCAAUGUUCUCACCGGCACAUUGCCGGAAAAGCUGCCGCGCAGUCUCCAGUUCGUUGACAUCUCCGACAACCGGAUCACCGGCGUGUUGGGCGCCGGCAUUGGGUCGUUGCCGGAGCUGACGAAGCUGAACCUCGGGAAGAACCGGAUCUCCGGUGGCAUACCACCGGAGCUCGGUUCUUGCGAGAAGCUCCAGCUGCUGGACCUCGGUGACAACGCGCUUGCCGGUGGCAUCCCGCCGGAGCUCGGGAAGCUCCCUUCCUUGGAGAUUUCGCUUAACCUCAGCUGCAACCGCCUCUCCGGCGAGAUCCCGUCGCAAUUUGGCGGCCUUGAUAAGCUCGGUUGCCUCGACGUAUCGUACAAUCAGCUCUCCGGCAGCCUUGAGCCAUUGGCAAGGCUGGAGAACCUCGUCACGCUCAACAUCUCCUACAACGACUUCUCCGGCGAGCUUCCCGACACGCCUUUCUUCCAGAAGCUCCCCAUCAACGACAUCGCCGGCAACCACCUGCUUGUCGUCGGCUCCGGUGGCGACGAGGCCUCCCGGAGAGCGGCCAUCUCGUCUCUGAAGCUAGCCAUGACGGUCCUCGCCGUAGUGAGCGCGCUCCUCCUCCUAUCAGCGACCUACGUGCUCGCCCGCUCUCGCCGCAACAGCAACGGCUCCAUCCACGGCGCCGACGAGAGGUGGGAGGUGACCCUGUACCAAAAGCUCGACUUCUCCGUCGACGAGGUGGUGCGGUCCCUGACGUCGGCGAACGUGAUCGGGACUGGAAGCUCCGGCGUGGUGUACCGCGUGGGGCUCCCGAACGGCGACUCCCUCGCCGUGAAGAAGAUGUGGUCCUCCGACGAGGCCGGCGCGUUCCGCAACGAGAUCACGGCGCUGGGCUCGAUCCGCCACCGCAACAUCGUCCGCCUCCUCGGGUGGGGCGCGAACCGGAGCACCAAGCUGCUCUUCUACACCUACCUCCCCAACGGCAGCCUCAGCGGGUUCCUCCACCGCGGCGGCGUCAAGGGCGCCGCCGAGUGGGCUCCCCGCUACGACAUCGCCCUCGGCGUCGCCCACGCCGUCGCCUACCUCCACCACGACUGCCUCCCCGCCAUCCUGCAUGGCGACAUCAAGGCUAUGAACGUCCUCCUCGGCCCGCGCAACGAGCCGUACCUCGCCGACUUCGGCCUCGCCCGCGUCCUCUCCGGCGCCGUCGGCUCCGGCUCCGCCAAGCUCGACUCCUCCAAGCCACGCAUCGCCGGCUCCUACGGCUACAUCGCACCAGAGUACGCGUCCAUGCAAAGGAUCACGGAGAAGAGCGACGUGUACAGCUUCGGCGUGGUGGCGCUGGAGAUCCUGACGGGGAGGCACCCGCUGGACCCGACGCUGCCAGGCGGGACCCACCUGGUGCAGUGGGUGCGCGAGCACCUGCAGGCGAAGCGCGCCGCGGCGGAGCUCCUCGACCCGCGGCUGCGCGGGAAGCCCGAGGCGCAGGUGCAGGAGAUGCUGCAGGUGUUCUCCGUCGCCGUGCUCUGCAUCGCCCACCGCGCCGACGACCGCCCGGCGAUGAAGGACGUGGUGGCGCUGCUGAAGGAGAUCCGGCGGCCGGCCGAGGGCGCCGGCGGCGAGGGGAAGGAGCAGACGUGUGGUGGUACGGCGGCGGCUCCGCCUCCUCCGGCGGCUGAGCAACGGUCGCCGGCGAGGAGCGCGCUGCCCAAUGGCGGGUCUUUUAGCUGCUCGUUUGCCAUGUCGGAUUACUCGAGUUGA
Oryza brachyantha (malo sina) is the source of this 3374-nucleotide messenger RNA. Its product is annotated as LRR receptor-like serine/threonine-protein kinase RGI3. Gene Ontology annotation, biological process: protein phosphorylation. The record is from RefSeq and is a predicted model, not a curated record. Gene Ontology annotation, molecular function: protein binding; ATP binding; protein kinase activity. The coding region runs from base 60 to 3374 and encodes 1104 amino acids. Lineage: Eukaryota; Viridiplantae; Streptophyta; Magnoliopsida; Poales; Poaceae. The transcript has 2 exons.